AUGUCGCGCUCCUUCUAUGUCGACUCGCUCAUCAUCAAGGACUCCUCACGGCCCGCGCCCUCGCUUCCUGAGCCGCACCCCGGGCCAGAUUUCUUCAUCCCGCUGGGCAUGCCAUCCCCGUUGGUGAUGUCCGUGUCCGGGACGGGCUGCCCGUCCCGCAAGAGCGGCGCGUUCUGCGUUUGCCCGCUCUGCGUCACUUCGCACCUGCACUCCCCUCGGGGGCCCGCGAGCUCCAGCGGCGGGAGCGCAGGGACCGGGAGUGCCGGGGCCGGGGGUGGCGGGGCGGCGGCAGCCGCCGGGGCGUUGCCCCUGCUCAAGAGUCAGUUCUCUUCGGGUCCUGGGGACGCACAAUUUUGCCCGCGUGUGAGCCACGCGCACCAUCACCACCACCCUCCGCAGCACCACCAUCACCACCACCAGCCCCAGCAGCCCGGCUCGGCUGCAGCGGCGGCGGCUGCGGCUGCAGCGGCGGCGGCCGCGGCGGCCUUGGGGCACCCGCAGCACCACGCACCUGUCUGCACCGCCACCACCUACAACGUGGCGGACCCGCGGAGAUUCCACUGCCUCACCAUGGGGGGUUCGGACGCCAGCCAGGUACCCAAUGGCAAGAGGAUGAGGACGGCGUUCACUAGCACGCAGCUCCUGGAGCUGGAGCGGGAAUUCUCUUCCAAUAUGUACUUGUCUCGACUCCGGAGGAUCGAGAUCGCCACGUACCUGAACCUGUCAGAGAAGCAGGUGAAAAUCUGGUUUCAGAACCGCAGGGUGAAGCACAAGAAGGAAGGGAAGGGCACGCAGAGGAACAGUCACACGGGCUGCAAAUGCGUCGGCAGCCAGGCGCACUACGCGCGCUCAGAGGACGAGGACUCCUUGUCGCCGGUCUCGGCCAACGAUGACAAGGAGAUUUCCCCAUUAUGA
Messenger RNA from Eubalaena glacialis (North Atlantic right whale), 915 nucleotides. It is a transcript of the gene GSX2, whose product is annotated as GS homeobox 2. Gene Ontology annotation, cellular component: nucleus. Gene Ontology annotation, biological process: regulation of DNA-templated transcription. The transcript is spliced from 2 exons. Bases 1 to 915 code for a protein of 304 amino acids. Gene Ontology annotation, molecular function: sequence-specific double-stranded DNA binding; DNA-binding transcription factor activity, RNA polymerase II-specific. The record is from RefSeq and is a predicted model, not a curated record. Lineage: Eukaryota; Metazoa; Chordata; Mammalia; Artiodactyla; Balaenidae.